Molecule: messenger RNA, 1368 nt
Organism: Lithohypha guttulata
Lineage: Eukaryota; Fungi; Ascomycota; Eurotiomycetes; Chaetothyriales; Trichomeriaceae
Exons: 4
Coding region: 1-1368 (455 amino acids)
Biological process (GO): transmembrane transport
Molecular function (GO): transmembrane transporter activity
Source: RefSeq, a predicted model, not a curated record
AUGCCUCAACAGCAAACAGACGAGCGCACACAGCUGCUCAAGAAUGGAAGGCCAAAUGCUGGAUCCGACAACAACGAUGCUGGCCAUUCCUCAGCCCAAGCAGAUUCAGGCGACGAAGCAGACGUCGAAACUGUUGACUUUGAGACAGAGGACGACGAGGACCCUCACUACUGGCCCAACUCUAUACGUUACCUUCAAGUCUUUCUGAUCUUCAUUAUCGGCCUGAUAUGUCCGAUGUCAUCCUCAAUUUUCGCACCAGGAAUCGACACCAUUUCUUCGGCGUUCGGCACGUCAAACCAGGCGGUGAUAGGAGCACAGACAGGAUUUGUCUGUAUGCUUGGAAUCGGUCCUCUGUUCUUCGCGCCAAUGUCGGAGACUUUCGGGAGACGUCCAGUGUUCUUGAUCAAUCUGACGCUCUUUACACUCAUGCAAAUACCAUCAGCUCUAGCACCCAACAUCGCGUCGUUCAUCGUGUUCAGAACAUUAUCGGGGCUGUUCGGGUCUGUCAGCGUAGCGAAUGGUGGAGGGACUGUUUCCGACUUGUUCCAGACGCAUGAGCGGGCUACAGUGUUAGGGUUUUAUUUACUUGGCACCAUCGUGUUGCAGCAGAAGAAGGAGAGACUAGAGAAAGAGAAUGAAGGCAAGAAGUACAAGAUCAAAGGGGUAAGCGACAUGGGUCUGUUCCAGAAGAUCAGUGGUAACUCGACUCGAGCCUGCAAGAUCCUUUUCCAACAACCUGUUGUCCUGACAAUGAGUACUUAUCAAGCUUUGAUCUUCUCAACCAUGUACAGCCUUUACACAAACUUCUCCUCUAUAUGGUCAGACCUCUACGGUUUCGACACAACCGAAGUCGCCCUCUCCUACCUUGGCCCAGCAACCGGCUUCAUCCUCACAGCCUGCAUCAUCGUCCCCUUUAUCGACAGAAUCUACAACAACCUCGCCAAAACCCGCAACAACGGUAAGGGCAAGCCCGAAUACCGCCUUCCACUUGCCAACAUCGGCGCCAUAUGUUUACCGGUUAGUCUCUUCUGGUUCGGAUGGACCGUUGAAUACCAAAAACCUUGGCCUGUCUCCCUGAGCGCGAUGCUGCUGUUCGGAGCAAGUCAGGUGAGUAUAUUCAACACGGUGCAGAACUACUACAUCGAUGCGUUUGAGAGUAUGGCGGCCAGCGCGCUUGCUGCUGGCGCGUUUCUGAGGAGUAUGGUUGGUGGGAUUGUGCCAUUGUUUGUGCCGAUGCUCAUUGAUAAGCUGGGGUAUGGUUGGGGUUUGUCGUUGUUUGGGUUUCUUGCAGCGAUCUUGACGCCGGCUCCUUUGCUGUUUUACUGGUAUGGGGAGAGGUUGAGGCAGAAGUUUGCGGUGGAUUUGUGA